AUGUCCCCUCACUUCUCCAAGGAGCCACUUAGACCAGGGCCUGGCCCGCAGCAGGUCGAUGAUGCUCGUCCCACCCCUUCUCCUUUGGCACCCUCACCUACUGCUCCCGGCCUGGGGGGUGACAGCUGGAACCAGAGCUGUGGGACCUUCGGGUCCCUGGAUGAUAUUCCUGACUUUGCCUGGAAGGUCUCGGCUGCAAUUCUCCUUGGAGGAUGGCUCUUGUUGGCCUUUAAUGCAGUUCUCCUCCUCUCUUGGGCCCUGGCCCCCCAAGGACUGUGUCCCAGAAGGGCCAGUGGCCCAAUGCCAGGGGUGCAGGCAGCGGCAGCCACUGCCACCAUUAUGGGCCUGCUGGUUUUCCCCAUCAGCCUGACCUCCCCAUUCGCCAAGCAAGCCUGCGGAGCCUCCUCUCUGUACCACGGUGGGCAGUGCCAACAGGCUGCCAUCCUCAAUGCAGUCCCAGCCAGCUUCCUGCCUGUGAUUGGGUGGCCCCGCAUGACCAAGGUCCAGGGGAGGAUCAUCCUCUUCUCCGGUGAAACUGAGCAAAUCAUCCUCAUGCCAGAAAGGAGCAAAUAA
This is a messenger RNA of Callorhinus ursinus (northern fur seal), 573 nucleotides long. It is a transcript of the gene LHFPL7, whose product is annotated as LHFPL tetraspan subfamily member 7. The record is from RefSeq and is a predicted model, not a curated record. Gene Ontology annotation, cellular component: membrane. Lineage: Eukaryota; Metazoa; Chordata; Mammalia; Carnivora; Otariidae.